AUGCCUGGAAAGACAGUGAGUGAAAAUAUACAAAUUGCUACUAAUUAUUGUCGACAGGCGGCUCAGUCAGGUGCCGAUAUUGUUGUUAUGCCUGAAAUGUGGAACGUAGGCUACUCUAUAUUAUUUCCAGGCUAUAAUCCCGAUAAUGAACAGCCCGUUCGCGAAUGGUUAAAAUUGGCAGUAAAGUCUGAUUCAAGCUAUAUUAAUUAUUUUCAACAACUAGCACUCGAAUUGAAUAUGGCUAUAGGUGUGACGUAUUUAGAAGAUAAUCAAAAUGGAACAUUACCACCAAGGAAUUCAAUAAGCCUCAUUGAUCGAUUUGGUGCAAUUAUUUUGAAUUAUUCGAAAGUACAUACAUGUGAUUUCACAGAUAUUGAAGGAUUAACGUAUCCUGGUGAUGGCUGGUCUGUUGCUGUUUUGAAUACAAAAAAAGGUUCAUUAAAAGUGGGUGCAAUGAUUUGUUAUGAUCGAGAGCAGCCCGAAUCGGCACGAAUCUUAAUGGUGAAAGGAGCUGAACUUAUUCUCAUUCCAAACGCUUGCUAUUUUGAUCAACUUAGACUCUCACAACUGCAAGUGCGUUCGUUUGAAAAUGCACUUAUUACAGCAAUGGCAAAUUAUCCUCAGCCGUUAUACAAUGGAUGGUCCGCUGCUUUCAAUUUUGAUGGACAACCAUUAAACCUGAUACCAGCUCAAAACUUAACCCAAGCUGAGGUUAUUUUAGUAGAGUUUGAUUUAAUUGCACUGAGAGAGUAUAGAGCGAAAACAAUUAUGGGCGAUGCAUUUCGUCGACCGUACCGAUAUGAACAAUUACUUAAAAUUGAGAGAGAACAAGAUUUUAAGGCAACAAACUUUUAUCGUAGAGAUCGAUUAUUUUGA
This is a messenger RNA of Didymodactylos carnosus, 876 nucleotides long. NCBI's taxonomy places the organism in Eukaryota, Metazoa, Rotifera, Eurotatoria, Philodinida, Philodinidae. The record is from the annotation of a GenBank genome assembly.